AUGUACAACAAAUGGUCGUUCAAAAUAUUAAGUACCAUCGGUGUUAUUGUUCAUCUCAUACUGAUAGAUAUACCAAAGGAUAUAAUAAGAUGGAUUACAUUAAGUGAAAAGAAAGUAAAGGGACAGCUUGUUGUUAUAACUGGUGGCGCUUCUGGUCUGGGGAAAUGCAUUGCUCAAAUACUUUCGCUCGAGAAAGGUGCACAGAUUGUCAUACUCGACAUCAAUAUUCAAGGAGCAGAAGAGACAGUGACGUCAAUAGUUGAGAAGGGCGGUCAAGCAUCUGCGUAUUACUGUGACGUAAGAUUUGAAGAUGAUUUGAAAAUCGCAGCGGAAAAAAUACGGGAAGAGCAUGGAAGUGUUGACAUUGUUGUGUGCAAUGCUGCUGUUCUAUCAUUUGCACUCUUCAAGGAACUGACAGUUGAGCAACUGCGACAGUCCCUUGAAGUCAAUGUUCUUGGCACUAUAAAUACGAUUCGUGCCUUCCUGAAACCGAUGGAGGAAAAAAAUUCCGGACAAAUAGUCGCGGUAUCAUCCAUUGCAGGCUUCUCAGGAGAAACAUUUGGACUCGCUUACUGCCCUACAAAAUUUGCUGUGCGCGCUGUAAUGGAGUGCUUGCAAGUGGAACUUAGAGAUCGAGGACUAGAAGGAAUCGUGUGUACGACGUUAUGUCCAUACUUCGCGCGAACACCAAUGGUGCUCAAUGUAGGAAUGAGACCAACUUGUCUGUGGUUUCCGUUCAUGAGUGUUGAGUCUUGUUCAAGACGAAUGAUCGACGCAAUCUUAAAGGACAAAUGCAUCGCAUUUAUACCCAAUUACGUUUCAUUAGUGGCAAUGGUAAAAGGUGUUCUUAACUGCGCAGCAAUGCAGUUACUUUUCGACGCGAUGAGCUUGAACGACGAUAACAUUUCUCGCCCAGCUUGGGCCGAACUUCAACCCGCAAUCAGAUAA
Molecule: messenger RNA, 948 nt
Organism: Angiostrongylus costaricensis
Lineage: Eukaryota; Metazoa; Nematoda; Chromadorea; Rhabditida; Metastrongylidae
Source: the annotation of a GenBank genome assembly